This is a messenger RNA of Acanthosepion pharaonis, 690 nucleotides long. Lineage: Eukaryota; Metazoa; Mollusca; Cephalopoda; Sepiida; Sepiidae. The record is from the annotation of a GenBank genome assembly.
AUGUCGUCCUAUCUAUUAAUUCACUGUGAUUUGUAUCCUGUAAUAUAUCUAUCUGGCGUUAAAUCACUCGACAUGCAUAUCUUUGUUCUUCUCCCUUGCAUAAUUUUUUCCAUUGUCCUAUUUAAAAUCUUUCUUUCUUUCUUUCUUUCUUUCUUUCUUUUCUUUCUUUCUUUCUUUCUUUCUUUCUUUCUUUCUUUUCUUUUCUUUCUUUCUUUUUUCUUUCUUUCUUUCUUUUUUUCUUUCUUUCUUUCUUUUUUUCUUUCUUUCUUUUCUUUUUCUUUCUUUCUUUCUUUCUUUUUUCUUUCUUUCUUUUUUCAUUUUUUCUUUCUUUCUUUAAUUACGUUGUUUCCCUUUUAUUCCUUUAAUCCCUUUCUUCUUCCUAUUCUUUGUUUGUUUAUGUCUUUGUUUCUUUCUUUAACUUCUUUCUUUCUUUCUUUCUUUUUCCAUCCCUUUCCUUUCUUUCUUUUUUCUUUCUUUCUUUUUUAUAGUUUCAUUAUUUUCGACUUACUUUCAUCUUGUUUAUUAUUGCUUCCUUUAUUCCAAUUUUUCUUUCUUUCUCUUUGUUUGUUUGUUUCUUUCUUUUAUCAUCGUCAUUAUUGCAUCUUUUUCUUUUCUCUUUUUCUUCUUUUUACUAUUUUUCUCGUUUUGCUUCUUCAUCCAUUCACAUUUCUUUCCAUAUUACUCUUUUGA